Bursaphelenchus okinawaensis is the source of this 489-nucleotide messenger RNA. The record is from the annotation of a GenBank genome assembly. NCBI's taxonomy places the organism in Eukaryota, Metazoa, Nematoda, Chromadorea, Rhabditida, Aphelenchoididae.
AUGGGAAAUGCUUUAACCAGUCUGGGGUUUAAUCAACCCUUCUUCUUCACUUUAAUUGGGUAAGUGUAAAUUGAAGUAAAAUAAUAUUGGUUUAGGUGACUUUAUUGUGUUUAGUGAUUAGUGGGACAAAUUAAGGCAUAAACUGAUAAAAAGUUAAGGUUUCUUUUCAAUAAGUAACCAAAAAAAUAUGUUAUAGCAGAAAUAUUUUGAAGUGUUUAAUUUCAGAAUUAUGUUACUACUAAUUGGCACAGUAGCAUUAGUAAGUGAUCCACAAGAAGAAGAAAUGGAACUGCCAAGCCGUUUUGACCAAGCUUACGUAAGUUAUAAUAAAUUCCGAUAAAAAUUAAGUAUACUGUUAUACGUUACAUGCUUAUAAAGUGAAUCGACUUAAGUUUAUAGCAAUGAACCGGUAGUCUUAUAUUCUAGAUGAACAUAUCACUAGGAAAUCCUCGCCAGAGUAGGAAAAAGCCUACAAUAAAGAUGUACUGA